CGGGCGGGGGCGCUGGGACUAGACUGCGGCUCCCGCCCGAGGUUCCUGGGAGCGUUUCGGGCCGCGAAGGUCCGCGCGAGGAGCGAGAGUGCACGGGAGCCAACGAGCGCGGAGUGGGCACCGGGCGGAGCGGGCUCAGAGCCCGGGUCUCCGCGGCUGGGGACCCGGCGGCGGGGGCGGCGAUGUUCCACUGCAUCCCCCUGUGGCGGUGCAACCGUCAUGUGGAGACCAUCGACAAGCGCCACUGCUCGCUGGUCUGCGUCCCGGAGGAGAUCUACCGCUACGCCGGCAGCCUGGAGGAGCUGUUGCUGGACGCCAACCAGCUCCGCGAGCUGCCCGCGCAAUUUUUCCAGCUAGUCAAAUUACGAAAGCUUGGACUUAGUGAUAAUGAAAUUCAGCGGCUCCCUCCAGAAAUAGCAAACUUCAUGCAGCUGGUGGAACUCGAUGUGUCCCGAAAUGAUAUUCCUGAAAUUCCAGAAAGCAUCUCAUUCUGUAAAGCACUACAGAUAGCUGACUUCAGCGGAAACCCACUGACCAGAUUACCAGAAAGCUUUCCUGAAUUACAGAACUUGACAAGUCUUUCUGUAAAUGACAUCUCAUUGCAGUCCCUACCAGAAAAUAUUGGCAAUCUUUAUAACCUGGCUUCACUGGAACUGAGAGAGAAUCUUCUCACAUAUCUUCCUGACUCUCUUACCCAGCUACGGAGACUACAAGAACUUGAUUUAGGAAACAAUGAAAUAUAUAAUUUGCCAGAAUCAAUCGGAGCUCUCUUACAUUUAAAGGAUCUCUGGUUGGACGGAAAUCAGCUGUCAGAAUUACCUCAGGAAAUAGGAAAUCUGAAGAACCUGCUGUGCUUAGAUGUCUCUGAAAACAGGUUGGAAAGACUUCCUGAAGAAAUCAGUGGCCUGACUUCAUUAACAGAUUUAGUCAUUUCCCAGAACUUAUUAGAAGUGAUUCCGGAUGGCAUUGGAAAACUGAAGAAACUAUCCAUCUUGAAGGUGGAUCAGAACAGACUAACACAGUUGCCGGAAACAAUCGGGGACUGCGAGAGCCUCACUGAAUUGGUUCUUACAGAGAACCGACUCCUGACCUUACCUAAGAGCAUUGGAAAACUUAAGAAGUUGAGCAACUUGAAUGCUGACAGAAAUAAAUUAGUGUCUUUACCAAAAGAGAUCGGUGGGUGCUGCAGCCUCACUGUGUUCUGCAUGCGUGACAACAAAUUAACUUGGAUCCCUUCCGAGGUGUCGCAGGCCACAGAGCUGCACGUCCUGGAUGUGGCAGGGAACAGGUUGUUGCAUCUGCCCUUGUCUCUGAUGUCCUUGAAGUUGAAAGCUUUGUGGUUAUCUGACAACCAGUCCCAGCCCCUACUCACGUUCCAGACGGACAUAGACCUCACCACAGGGGAGAAGAUUUUAACCUGUGUCUUACUUCCUCAGCUGCCUUCUGAACCUACUUGCCAAGAGAACUUGUCUCGCUGUGGUGCCCUGGAGAACUUGGUGAGUGACGUCUCCGAUGAGGCCUGGAACGAGCGCACAGUGAACAGAAUCAGUGCAAUCCGAUUUCUGGAAGAUGAAAAAGAUGAAGAUGACAAUGAAACGAGAACCCUUCUGAGGCGAGCCACCCCACACCCAGGGGAGUUAAAGAAUAUGAAAAAGACAGUGGAGAAUUUGCGGAAUGACAUGAAUGCUGCUAAAGGACUGGAUUCCAACAAAAACGAGGUCAAUCAUGCCAUUGACCGCGUGACCACUUCUGUGUAGAAUUUCACCUCCAGGUUUUACCUCCCACGUCUUCCCCUGCUGUAGAGACGUUCCAGUGUUUUGAGGAGGCUCCUGAAGUCCUCUUUCUUGACCAGAACCCCGCGCUUCGCCCCCCUGCGUCGCCGAGUGAAGGGAUGCUCUUCUUUCCGCGGAAGUGCCUUACUCUGACCCGUCAACCAGUGGCCUCCCAGCGUGACUUUGUUUCUGUCCCUCAACUUCAGCUGUUUGUACCAAGUAGAAUACACUACUGUAAACCUCUGACUUUUCUGGUUGUCUUAUGUUGGGGCAGGGAGAGCAAGAAGGGGAACUCGAUCUUCUUCCCUCCACCAAGUGCUGGGACGUUCUGAACCCAAGUUCUCUUGGACCUACUGAUGAGAGAGAGUUUUAUGUAUGGGGGAAAACUGAUACCUUUUUAAACCUUUUUGGCAGCUCAGAUGGUGUAAAUUUAAAAAUUUUGUAUAGGUAUUUCAUAACAAAAAAUAUGUAUUUCUUUUUUGUUAUUUUAUCUUGAAAACGGUACAUAUUUUAGUAUCUGUGCAGAAAAAACAGUCCUGAAGUAUUUGUUUUUAUUUGUACCAUCCACUGUGCCUUACCUUAUCCUGUGUCAUGUCAAACCAUUGUACACAGUGGCGUCCUUGAGAGGUGAGACAGGACUCAGAGUGCGGUACUUUUUAAAGCAGUGUUGGAUUUUAAUUAGUGAUCUACCUGGUGAAUUUGUUUUUAACCAAAAAGAAGAGUUACCACUGAUUUGUAAAUUAUAUUGGAUGAUUUUUUUAAAAAAGAUAAACCAAAGGAUUAGGCUGCUAAUAUUUCAUUUCUUAUACUUUAACUUUUUUAUAAAUGAGUCUCUUAUAAAUGAGUGCGGUGUCUGAUUGUUCCUACUCGGAAGGUAUGUGCCAUUUGUAAAAUAAAAUGGAACAGAAAAGCACAAAAAGAGAAAACUGGUUUUGAAACUCAUUGGUAAAUUAUGUACUGCAAAAGAAAGUAUGAUUUUACCGAAGAAAGCUUUAAAAGUUUUAUAUUGAGAUAUAAAACCACAAUAAAGCAAAAUAACCUACUAGACUGUAUUAGAAAUGUUGCUAUCUUUAUAAGUGCAAUUUAAUUUGUAAAUAGAGUUUGAAUCAAAGUGUAGAGAAAUACUGCUUCAAGUUUUAAUUUCAGUUCUGCUAAUUUAAGGAGUGUGGGGUAUAUUUUGGUAUGUUUCCUUGAUUUUUUUUUUUUUGUAUGAUGUGAUAAAAGAGGAAUGAAAAGUGCCAGUCACUAUGUGGUGUCUAGGAAAAUCAUGUUGUUACUGUUCUUUUUGUUUUCUCUCCAUGAAAUAAAGUCACCCUGGACAUUCGCCAGACAGCUUUUUAAAAUUAAUUAUCACUCUGCAUAUUCAAAUGAGAGCAGGUGGCCGAGUUUUUUGAUGAUGGGCUGCCUUCCAUUGGCUGCCUUCCAUUAAAUGUCUAACCUACCGGUCGGCUGGUUCAUCUCCCACAUGGGGUGGAACUCAGAACUGCCCUGCCUUCAGCUCUGCCUCAUAACUUUGGGGUCGCGUCUAGCCAACUGGACUCCUUAGAAACCUGCUUUCAGUCAACCUGCUACGAUACCUUCUUUUACUACUGUGCAUCUACUUACUGAAUUCACUUUGCUUUUAAGUUGCUUGUAUAUAUGUGUACAUUUUAAAACUAUGUAUUGAGUUGAAAGUACCUGACACAUAAGUGGUUUCUGACUUGUCAGUUUUAUACCUUGCUCCCUAAUCUGGGUACCCAUCUUCUCCAUUUUAAGAUGUAGGCCUACUCUGUUUUGUUUUAUAAAGAUGAUGCCACUAACUCACGGGCUGAUAGAUAAGCACAUUGGUUUUAUUUAAGGUGAUCUCUCUUGACCCUCAAGAACAAAUAGAACUUCCAUAGUAUUUGGGUGUUUUUGUUUCUUUUCAUAUAAAAUUCAUGCUUUACUACUCAGUUAAUCAUGGUUUUAGUGGAUUAAACAUGGACAGAA
Messenger RNA from Miniopterus natalensis, 3740 nucleotides. It is a transcript of the gene LRRC1, whose product is annotated as leucine rich repeat containing 1. Gene Ontology annotation, molecular function: protein kinase binding. Lineage: Eukaryota; Metazoa; Chordata; Mammalia; Chiroptera; Miniopteridae. Gene Ontology annotation, biological process: cell-cell adhesion; neurotransmitter receptor transport postsynaptic membrane to endosome; receptor clustering. Gene Ontology annotation, cellular component: postsynaptic density; adherens junction; postsynaptic membrane. The record is from RefSeq and is a predicted model, not a curated record.